This is a messenger RNA of Pseudophryne corroboree (corroboree frog), 1065 nucleotides long. RefSeq lists its product as uncharacterized. The transcript has 3 exons. The record is from RefSeq and is a predicted model, not a curated record. NCBI's taxonomy places the organism in Eukaryota, Metazoa, Chordata, Amphibia, Anura, Myobatrachidae. The coding region runs from base 11 to 1033 and encodes 340 amino acids.
GUUUUAAAAAAUGGCAGAGGGUGGUAGCAGAAAACGAACCUCACUUACUCAAGAUGAAGCUGAAACAUCUCACAGUCAGAAGAGUCACAGUGAUGCUUCUCAUGAUGAAUAUGAAUCUCCUGAUGAAGGAAGCAUCCACAGGGCCCCAAAGUUCACAGAUGAUGAAACAGACACCCUCAUUGACCAAGUUAUUCAUCAUACAUGUCAGCUAUUUGGUCCCGAAGCUUUUAAUGUACACCAGAAAUUUAAAAAUAAUACUUGGGAAGAAAUAGCAAAAUCUGUGUCUACAGCUCGAGAUAUACAUCGAACUCCUGAAAGCUGCAAAAAGAGACUACGUGACUGUAAGAGGAAGACAAAUCAUAAAAUAAAGUGUAGAAGAAAACUCCAAAAGGUUUGGGAGAAAAAACUAGAAGAGCACUUUAGAAUGGUACAAGAUGACGAGAGGCCACCCACUGGUUCCCAGGAACUUAAGGUUGCUCAAGAAAAAAAUCAAAAGAAAACACAUAAGAAAAAGCAGAAGAAUUUGGAAGAGCAACAGUCUGGUUCCUUUACAACAAUUUCAAGGAAAGUUUCUUUUUCUGAAACAAAAACAGUUAUGACAGACAAUUUUCCUUCAACUGCGGAUGAACCAUCAGUGAUGCCACAUAUUUUAACAUUGGACAAUCCUUCCAUGGUGGACGAACCAUCAAUGCUGCAUCAUGAUGCAACAGCGGACCAUGCUACCAUGUUGGACCAACCAUCAAUGCUGCAACAUACUUCGACAGUGGAUGAUACUUCCUUUGUGGCCGAACCAUCAAUGCUGAAACAUUCGGCAAGAGUGGAUGAUCAUUCCACGGUGGACCAAACAUCAAUGAUGCAAGAAUAUUCUUCUGUGGUUCACAGUUCCACUACGGUAGAGACUUCCACUGUAAAUGAAACAUCCAUGAGGCAAGAACAAUCAACAAUGGAUGAUCCUUUCAUGGAGGAUGAAAAUUCAACCAUGCUAAACCCUUUAAUGUUAGAUAAAGGUAUUUAUUUUAAUCAAUAUAAAUAAAAUUUACUAUCAUUGAUAUUCAAUAUGGUUAA